AUUUUAUUUCAAUCUCGAUCGCGGGAUUUGCCGUGGCCUAAUGCGCAACUUACAUCCAACUUACAUCCUCUUGCAAGGGGUUGUCCUCUUCCUGCUCUUCCCGCUCUUCCUGCUCCUCCUUCCUCCUCGAUUCCACUGAUACCUGCACUCGCGAUGGCGGUCACGAUGCUCAUUCAGUAUAGAGCGGACAAGGCUCGUCUGUUCAAUAUAUACCAAGAGGACGCGGAACGGUACCUAGCGGGCUUCCUUGGAGACGACUGCGGACGAUUUGUCCUGUGCAAUUGGGACGCGGCGGAUGGCAGCUCGUUGCACCGGCAGCUCAUCGCUGCCUUCCAAGACAUUCGCAGAUCCACGAGGUCGUUUCCGGAUCUGUUCAUCGGAUCGCGGACGGCCCCCACCGCGCCCAAGUCGACGCUCCUCGCGAGACAUGCGAGUUCGCCGCUGGCGCGACCAAUGGCACCGUCACACCAGUACCACACAAAUCACUUCGUUUCCAGGUUCCACGGCGAGGCUGACAGCUCCACAGAUGAACGUUCCGCCGCUCCCAAGGAAACACCUUCGUCGACAGGCCUGCGUCCGGGUACCGCAGCGUUCAGUGCCCCAGCAUCCGGCGUGGGGUUCGCAGCUGCGGCCACCGCUAACGGGACAACGUCCGCACGGCCACAAGGCUUCGUAGUCCCCAAGGUCGAGGAGGAGAGCCACGACGCUAUCCUGCACAGCAGUCCUCCAGCCCUGAAGCGACCGUCGCAGGAGUCUCCUCGACGCGGCCUCUUCCCUCCUCCCAGCGCCUCGUACGCGUUUGCGAAGAGCUCCCGCUCAAGUCCGUCGCCCUCGCGCGCGAGCCACGGGUCCUCUGCGUCGUCGAUGUUCUCGGCCAGGAGCUCGGCGACGAGCAUGUCCAGCAUCAGCACGACGGCGUCGGACGUGGGUACGCUGAUGCGCGAGGUGUGGGACGUGCGUCGGGAGAUGGCGGCGCUGCGUGCGCGGGAAGCGGCGCUGGUGCCUCUGCGUGCGCGGGAGCGGCCAUGGACGUCUGAGGGACGUUCGGAGGGGAAGGAUGAGGUGGAAGCACUCCGUGCAGAGCUGAGGGCGGAGACCGAUGCACGGCGCGUGGCAGAGGCGUCGCUGUAUGCAGAGCGGCGGCAGCGGGAGUUCGCAGAGCGCGUCGUGGCAGAUGCGCGGCGGGAGUGCGCGACGCCGUUCGUCGUCCCUGCGCUUAUGGAUGCGCUCAUCCAGAUAGCGGAGCUCAGUGACAGUGCACUUUUCGGGGCCAGUGUAGUAGGUAACGUCGUCGCUAAAACAAUGCAAUGAGGAUGAUUCACGAGUAAUGAUGGUUGAUUGAGAUGAAAUUAUGCAGCAUCCAUACAGGUGGAAAGCGCGA
Fomitopsis serialis is the source of this 1381-nucleotide messenger RNA. RefSeq lists its product as uncharacterized. The transcript is spliced from 10 exons. The record is from RefSeq and is a predicted model, not a curated record. NCBI's taxonomy places the organism in Eukaryota, Fungi, Basidiomycota, Agaricomycetes, Polyporales, Fomitopsidaceae. The coding region runs from base 154 to 1311 and encodes 385 amino acids.